UUCGACUUAGCCAUCCAUCACUUUUUAUUUCAGUGCAUUUUUUUUUUCACUCCCCCGCUGGUUAUCGGGCAAAAAUGAAUCAUUUCAUUCGACUUUUAUUUGUCUUAACUCCCUUGUUCUUCUUCGUCUAUUAUACUCACGCUUGCCUAUGUACUAAAAAUUUAGGCGUAGGAAAAUACUGUGGUGGCGAAUUGUCUUUUACCGGCGGUGGUAGUGAUUGUGGUUCGGAAACCUUAUGGAAUUGUACUGGUAGAGGCAAAGUAGCCGAGGCAUUGUCUCCUUGCGUGUUUGGCUGUUGUGGGAUUACUGGUAAACCUAGUGCCUGUUGUAGUGAAACUGGAUGUCCUGGAUGUUCUGAGCCAUACCCACCAUACUCUCCUCAAAUUCCUACAUCAACCAUAUCAAACACUUCAAAUAUACCUAUCCCUUCAAUAUCAUCAACAAUACCUAAAACCUCAUCACCACCAGCCAAAACGUUACCACCUUCUGAAACACUGAAAAUUGUAAUUGGUGCUGUUAGUGGCAUUGCGGGUACCGCACUUAUUAUAGUGAUUGGAAUUUUUGGUUAUAAAUGGAAUCAAAGAAGAAGACAAAACCAGGAUGACAUUAUGAGAAUUCCCGGUAAUAAUAUACAAAGCCAAAAUGAAAUCUUGAGAAUCCCUGGCAAUAACACUAAAACCAGGAUAGUAUAAUAAGAAUUUCUGAAAAAAUUUCUAUGAUUGGAAACUUUAUAAUUUAUUAAAUACUGUAAAUAAAAUUUCGGAUAAUAUCAUUAGCGGAAUUCGUAUUAGGGUUAAAUGCAAACGGAAGCGUUAAAUUUAUUAGAAUGCUUCCAUUGUAUAUUAUGUCUUAGCAUUGCCUUAGUGCGUCUUUUCUUUGGUCGAGCGAGAGAUUUUGAGAAAAUCCUUAUGUGCGUUAUGUGCGUUAAGUUUCGCGUGUGUGGGGCCAGUUAUUGUAUAUACGACAGUACACGUAAUUCACAAGAUUCACAUAAUUCGUUUAUUCUGUUUUUAAUGCUAUUAAAACAAAAAGUUUCUAGGUUUUUUAAUUAAUUAAUAUUUUAAAUCUAAUACUUGUAAUACUUGUAUAAUAAAGAUCUAAUUACAUGGUUUUAUGGGCA
Molecule: messenger RNA, 1120 nt
Organism: Rhizophagus irregularis DAOM 181602=DAOM 197198
Lineage: Eukaryota; Fungi; Glomeromycota; Glomeromycetes; Glomerales; Glomeraceae
Source: RefSeq, a predicted model, not a curated record